Ilex paraguariensis (yerba mate) is the source of this 976-nucleotide messenger RNA. NCBI's taxonomy places the organism in Eukaryota, Viridiplantae, Streptophyta, Magnoliopsida, Aquifoliales, Aquifoliaceae. The record is from the annotation of a GenBank genome assembly.
CAAAAUAAAACCCUAGCCCCCCGCCUAACGCCUCUUCCAUCUUCUCUCGCCCCCCCGUCCGCUUCUCCUCAACAGCAGCCGCCUCUGAUACCGUCCAUUCACCAUGGCUUCAGAGAAGAAGCUAUCGAAUCCAAUGCGAGAAAUCAAAGUCCAGAAACUCGUCCUCAACAUUUCCGUCGGCGAAAGCGGCGAUCGUCUCACCCGUGCCGCCAAGGUUUUGGAACAACUGAGCGGCCAAACUCCAGUCUUUUCCAAAGCGAGGUACACGGUGAGAUCGUUUGGAAUCAGGCGUAACGAGAAGAUUGCGUGCUAUGUGACUGUUAGGGGAGACAAGGCAAUGCAGCUUCUGGAGAGUGGGUUGAAGGUUAAGGAGUACGAGCUGUUGCGCCGCAACUUCAGUGAUACUGGCUGUUUUGGGUUCGGUAUUCAGGAGCACAUUGAUCUCGGUAUCAAGUACGACCCUUCAACUGGUAUUUAUGGGAUGGACUUCUAUGUGGUUCUAGAACGCCCAGGCUAUCGAGUGGGUCGCCGCCGAAGAUGCAAAGCCCGUGUUGGAAUCCAGCAUAGAGUUACAAAGGAGGAUGCAAUGAAGUGGUUCCAGGUCAAAUAUGAGGGAGUAAUCCUCAACAAAGCUCAAACAAUUGGAGGUUAGAGAGAUCCUCAACAUCAUCGGAAAAGCUUGUUCUUCUGUGUUUUCAAAAGGCUUAGUUAAUGUUUCCUGGUACUGAACUCUGAGAGUUGUCACUAUUUGUUUUUUACGGUGGAAGAAUGCUUAAAGAACCCUAUGUGGUGGUCCUAUCUAUUGUGUUUGAACUAUAGUUGCAUUUACUAAUGGGACUAGAAAACGCUAUCUUUUUAACUAUCAUUGUUGUCCCAAUGUUGUUUACCAUGUGUUGGACCAGUGGUUAUGAAAUUUUCUCCCAUUGGCACGUUAGUAUUUGUAUUGCUGGAGUAUGUGCCUUGAUGCCUAACACAG